GACAUUUGUCGCUCCAGUUGCAUCGUCAAUCGUGCCCGUGGAGGCCAACUGUGAUAAUAAGCACGUUGCUUUGAAGCCUAUUCGCAUUGUUGUAACUGUAAAUUAACAUCCGCAAUGUCUUCAACGGCUUGCGAGGCAACAGAGGGCGUGGCGUCGAUCCAUGUGCGGGCGAUGCGGCGCGAGGACGCGGCCGUCGUGCACGAAAUGAUACACGAGCUCGCCGCCUUCGAGGGCGUGCCCGACGGGCCGCGGCUCAGCGUGCAGGAUUUACUGGAAGACGGUUUCGAGAGCUCACCGCCGUGGUUCUUCGGCCUCAUAGCGGAGAGGGCGGGCCGGGUGGUGGGGCACGCCAUGUGCAACCGCGCCUACUCCAGCUGGACGCGGCGCGCCUUCUACCUGGAGGACCUGUACGUGCGGCCCGAGGCGCGCCGGGCGGGCGUCGCGCUGCGCCUGCUGGAGGAGCUGUGUAAGAUGGCGGUGGCGGAGGGCGUGCACCGCGUGGACUGGCACGUGCUGGAGAGCAACGCGGGCGCGCUGGCCUUCUACGGGCGGCUGGGCGCGCGCGACCUGGGCGUGUCGGAGCGCCGCGCCGCGCUGCGCCUCGACCGCGACCGCAUCGAGGCCGUCGCCGCUGGACGGCUGCUCUAGCGCUGCGGGACGCCCUCACGCGCUCAGUUAUAUCUAAAUACUCACGACUGUCUCUUAAUCAAUGACACCACCAAGUAAUGAAAUUUAAGAGCACUAUUUUAAUAAAUAAAAGUUCUUUUGUUUUUUA
This is a messenger RNA of Melitaea cinxia (Glanville fritillary), 775 nucleotides long. RefSeq names its product thialysine N-epsilon-acetyltransferase-like. The record is from RefSeq and is a predicted model, not a curated record. Gene Ontology annotation, molecular function: N-acetyltransferase activity. Lineage: Eukaryota; Metazoa; Arthropoda; Insecta; Lepidoptera; Nymphalidae. The coding region runs from base 115 to 648 and encodes 177 amino acids. The transcript has 4 exons.